Aureobasidium pullulans EXF-150 is the source of this 480-nucleotide messenger RNA. RefSeq lists its product as uncharacterized. Bases 73 to 312 code for a protein of 79 amino acids. The transcript has a single exon. The record is from RefSeq and is a predicted model, not a curated record. NCBI's taxonomy places the organism in Eukaryota, Fungi, Ascomycota, Dothideomycetes, Dothideales, Saccotheciaceae.
ACCACAAUUCUCCUUUUCUUAAGAUCAAGACCAAGAUCGAUUCACUCGCGUUGGCAUCCAGAGCCGACCAAAAUGAUGGAGCAAGCGCGAGAUGCGCGACACUCAAAACGGAACACGACUCUCCUUUGCUUGUUUUUGUCAAAUCUUGUUGCUACACGACCCCCCCACGACGUUUUGGUCUCGAUCAUCAACAGGGCAGAAAAAAAACACGACUCGUUCGUUCAAGCAGAUGUUUCGCGAUCGCAUCGGAGAGAUUUGUUUGAUCUGCUUAUUGCGAUGUGUUGGUUAGGGCAGGUUUUCUUUCCGAAAUGACAUUGACAUUUUUUUUGACUGGUGGUUGUUGAUACUUGAAACGGGAGGCCUGGGUUUGUUUGUUCGUUUCGUGGGUUGCUGACCGAGUCUUGUUUCUUUUGCUUGGUUUUGCAUCUUGCAUCCGCGGAAGAGUCACGUUUACUUAUGAUUGAUGAAAGAUAGCGGUAA